This is a messenger RNA of Bactrocera oleae (olive fruit fly), 3218 nucleotides long. The record is from RefSeq and is a predicted model, not a curated record. NCBI's taxonomy places the organism in Eukaryota, Metazoa, Arthropoda, Insecta, Diptera, Tephritidae.
CUGCUUAUGGAAUUUUAAUAUUUGACACUAAUGUCAGUUUUGCUAUUAUUUGAAUAUUUUAUGGAAAAUAGUAAAAUAAAACAGACACGUUGGUCCAAGUGAACAGCUCAAAAAGAGAAUUUUGUACUUUCUUAACUAACUUGGUAAGACUUUCCUUGCUUUCUAUGUGAAGUUUGAAUAGCCAGCCUUACCACAGCCAGUCACAGUUUUAUCUAGAAAAAAUUCAUAUGCGGCUUAAGUCCAGUUGGCACCUUUGGGGACAGCAUUAAAUUACGAAAUAGAACAUUCAUUAGCAACCUGGGCUAUUUAGAUUUAAUUCCUUUAUACCAGAGGAGCUAAAGGCUGAUGAUGUCGUCAUAGUAAAGAACACUGCGGUCAAAUAAUAGGCGCCAAGCGUCGUACGAGGAUAUGAACUCACACCCACCGCUGAAUCGAACGCAUUUCACUACCAGACAGCAAUGGACGAGCAAACCGUGUGUAACCGCACAAAUUACUGUACCAACCCGAUGCAACGUGCCUUUUGCAGCACCUUCGGACAACGGAACAUAGAUCACAACUGUACAAACCACAUUUAUAAUGGAGGAGGAGAAGGCGUUGAAGUGAAAAUCGAAGGCGCCGAUAAUUAUUUAUAUCUGAAUGUGCAUAGUGUGAAACCUGAUAAACCACGUCCCGUUAUGGUUUGGAUUUAUGGCCGUGGUUUUUGUAGCGGCGAAGCCACACGGGAGCAGUACGCAUCCGAUUAUUUCAUGCGCAAGGACGUGAUUUCGGUGACAACAUCGAUUGGACGCUUUAAUUGCCCAAAGCGUAGUCCGCAUGGAAAAUAUGCACCUUCAUACUCCUAGUAGUGCUAGUUUUAAGGUUCCAAUUGCGGCGCUAAGAGAAAUUAAACGCAGUUGGGAAUGUUUCAUAAAAUAUUUCGACCAAGCCGUAACGCUGUCAGUACAAUAUUACUUACACUGAGCACUCAAGCGAGAGGACUAUCUCACCGCGUCAUUAUACAAUCGUACACUAUCGACUUGUCACCCGUUGACCGCAAGCCGAAUGUACAAGUAAAUGCUCCCGCCAAAGUGCCUGGCCACAAUAAAUUUGGAGGGUGAGCGUAAAAUAUUUCAUCAUCUAUGGUACAUUGUAAUGGGCGGAGGUGAGAAUGGAAUAUGUAUCAAUGAAUAUUUGCAAUGAAUAUUAUUUCGUAACACCCACCUCCAUACAUCAAACUCCACUCAUUUGCCAUUUGAUGUUAGAUUUGCACUACGACCUUUGAUCCUCCCAUGCUUGAUACAAUAAAGGUGACGUGCUCUCUCUGCGAAUAAGGUAUUUCCAAUCAAUGUGCAUUCAUGAAGCAGUUACUCAAGUAUAUCCGGCGCGAAUUCGUAGCACCGACCGUGUCCCAAACAGUCGACCUGACUUCUAUCUAGUUAAGUUUUUUUUGACUCGGGAGAGGUUAGUGAUCUGACUGAAUCUAACGUCGUUUGUAGGUAAUCUACCAUAUCCCUCUGUAUCCUUAUAUCCAGUAAAACACACGAAAAGUUCGUGAUUCUUAUAGGUUAAGUCAUUAGUUUCUCGCGUAACUUUUGUAAUGAGUAACGCUAAGUAGAGAAAGUCAUGGAAUGGCAACAGUUUACAUCUUCAUAAAUAUGAACCAACUUUGAAAGAAACAAAUAUGAGACUCUCAAAUUCUCGAAAUGACGAAUUUUCCUUGAAAUUGGAUCCAAUGCAUUUGAAUCUUAUGAUGUUGUUAAACAGAAUCUCGUAGAUAAACAACCUGCCAGUCAAAAUUUCAAGGUUACUUAAUAAGGAACAACGACAUUUAUCUUGAUAUACAUCGGCUAUUGUAGUGUUGCCUUGGACAAUAAUCUAUGUCAAAUUUCGUGAAAAUAAUUUGUUAAAGAAAUAUAUUUUCCAUACGAGUACUUGAUUUUGAUCGAUUAGUUUCUAUAAGAGCCAUAUCCUAUCGUAGUCCGUUAUGGGUUCCAACAAAUGAGCAACUUCUUGGGUAGAAAAGAACGUGCGCAAAAUUCUAGAUCGAUAUUUCGAAAACUGAGAAAACAGUUCGUGUAUAUAUAGACAGUCAGACGGACAGUAUUAAAUCGACAUUUCCUAUUGACUGUUACAAAGUUCGUUGCGAACUAAAUAAACCCUGUUCAGGAUAUACAAAUUAAAGUCGCAGAAGCAACUUCACAUUUAAUAAAUUCCAUGAGAUUCCUUUGCACGAGUAGCAAUAAUGUCAACUCCAGUUCAUGUCAAUUGAUGUAACAUAAAUAUUAACAAGUUGCUAUGUAUAUCUUCUCACUUCCGCUUUUGCGCGCACUACUGCAACCAGCUUGCCACAUACGGAUUUUUCUGGCAUCCGCUACAGCAUAUCAUUCAAGCACGCCUACAAUACGCUGCCCACAUGUCCACCUUCGCCUAAGACUCGUCAAAGCUAAUGCAUCCUUUACACUUCCGCAGCGACAUUUUUAUUGAAGGUAGGCGAAACCCAAAACCUCUACCACUGCCGCAGCAUACAGCCAUGCCACACAUGUUGCCGCAUCGCCCUAUCAAUCUCACAUGUUUGUGUGCAUAAGAAGUGACAAAGCAUAGAGUACCGCACCAUUAAGCGCUUGAUUGGCUUAUGGACGAUAUGCGCCGCGACGGGCAAUCCGAAUCCGAGUGAAGGCGAAAUUAAUGGCUUGAAAGAUACUAAAUGACGUCCUUUGCAACGCUUUGCUACAGGCAGCUACACUUCCGCCACCACCAAUACAAAUACCGUUACUUCAUGGAUCCCAUCUGCCAAAACGAUUGCUUUUAGCGGCGCUACGGGCAAGACUGCUGUGCUGCUUGUGAGUGAAAAUGCUUGAAUAUUGGCAACGAUCUGGAAUUUAUGACAUUACCCGAAAUGACCAAGUUGUGCGUGUGGCACAAAUGUAUCGCUUGUGUCGUGUGCCGUCCGCCCGCCAACAUCAAUGAUUCUAUCGAUUUGCAUUUGCACAUCAAGUCCGCGUCAUCGUUUUGUUGUACACCCAGGCGUCCCAGCCGUGUUGUUGUAAAGCGUAUACUCGUAGAAGUAGUUGUGUCCAUUUGCUGCGAAUUAAAAUUGAAAUUUAUGAAUCGAAUGUUGCAUGAGAGAAAACGGUAGCUUUACAAUUGCUGCUGUAGGUAAUUAAUUAUGUGUAAUAAACGUUUGUAAUUUGUGGCAUUAACUAUGCAAGUGCUUGAGUCAUUAAUUAUGCAAUUAAAAU